Penicillium pulvis is the source of this 1251-nucleotide messenger RNA. Its product is annotated as 2EXR domain-containing protein. The record is from RefSeq and is a predicted model, not a curated record. The coding region runs from base 1 to 1251 and encodes 416 amino acids. The transcript has a single exon. NCBI's taxonomy places the organism in Eukaryota, Fungi, Ascomycota, Eurotiomycetes, Eurotiales, Aspergillaceae.
AUGCGCGAUCAGGCUAUCGUGCCACAGCAACCCCAUCUGGAGAUCUUCAAUUCUCUACAAGAGGGGCCCCGUGAAGACCGACAAUUUUAUCUUUUCCCGCUUCUUCCCACGGAGAUUCGUUAUACCAUAUGGGAGUAUGCUCUGCAACAUCGACGGAUCAUCCGUAUCAACUUCAUGAUACUAGACGAAGCGAAGUUCAAUGAUGGACCAAUGCUUAGAUACAACGAGUCCUGCGCCACUGCUUUGUAUGGGUUCCAGAUCUUUAACAAGCUGUUCCGAGUCAACAGCGAGUCCAGGAAAAUUGCACGGGCGUUUUAUCGAGUUCAAUUCCCCUGCCUAUUUCAGAAUGUCCUCGGCGACAUGGUACCACGCACUUGCUACAUCAACCCAGAAUACGAUACUCUUCAGUUCGAUGUCAAAAAACCCUUCCCAUGGGCUUUCAUUGAUUUCCUGUACCUGCUAAAGAAGGAUUACGACCCCCUCCAUAUCGGGCUCCUGAGCUUAGCACUGGACAAGCCUUCUCUGUUGAACAUCCAGCUCUUCAUCACACAAGAGUAUUCAAGGAACUCAUCCCUGGAAGCCAUGCCGGAUCUCCUAGAAACUAUCAUCCAGCUUCGAGAACUUUAUUUUGUUGGCACACAAUCGGCUCGCCAGAUCUUCAACAGCACGGUUCCUGCAUGUGACUGGCCACACUUUAAUCGCGCAUUGCCCAUCAAAGCGGCUACCUGUAACUUUACACUCCUCCCCCGAGAUCCGCGUUCAAUUCACCAAGACCUAUCCAAUUUGUAUUUGGGCGAAAACCCUCGCGACAUGGUGGACGCUUGGCGGGAAAUCCUACGGGUAAUGAAAACAUGGCCCGCCAAGAUCAACUACCAAUUUCUACUAGCUUUUCACCCCCCAAGUCAAGUCCAGAUAUCCAAUCGUGAGAAUGCAGCUGAAUGGCUGCGUAGUGAGGAUGAAGAAUGGCGAGGCGAAUGGCGACUGGGCAGUGAGAUACGAAAUGGAAAUUGGGCUCUGAGGUACUGGGAGUAUACAGACCGAAUCGACGAAUGCGAGAUUGGCGCUCUUCAUGAAAGAAAUCAUGGUGAGAAUCUUGAAAAAGCUGUCAAACCUGCCUUUGGGUUCUGGUUGUUUCAGCUCAAAACGAUAUGUAAUUGGCCAGAUGAUCCGGAUGGUGAAAUUUUUGAGUGGCCUGAAGUCUGUUCGCUGGCUGAGGAGUGGCCAGCUCUUGCAUUGUCUUCUCUCCCAUGA